AUGGGUUCCAACUUGCUACCCGAGUAUGUCAAACUUUUGAACCUCCUAAGUUCUUACAGCAAUAUUCCGUAUAGUUUGAUCGAAUCUUUGAGGUCGUAUGGCAUCGUACUAUACCAGCUAGAUUUGCAAAACACAUUCAGUGCACCUAUGCCAUGGAUCGGGAUGUAUAUUGCGCUAGGGUCUCUGGUUUGCAUCCUUGCAAUGGUGGCUGAUCUAAUACAUGGCUUUCGAAACAAAAGCCUCUUGUUUCCGUGUAGAUAUUUCACCCUGAAUGCUGCUUCUCUUUCCGUAAUAGCGUGUGCAAUGAAGCUACCCAUGGACUUAAACAACUCAAUGCCUGGUAAUGUGGAUAGAGUCGCAAAGAUUGGAAGCAUGGCCUUUAUGUGCACUAUGAUGGCUAAUUCAUUGCCUUCUUUAACCACCAUGAGCAGUAAGGAACUCCUCACAAACAUCAUAGCUCUAAGUGUUCUGGUAAUUACCAUGAUUGUGAAUGUUGGUAUCCAAAUCAAAACAGGUGUUCUUUCCAAUCUUGAAGACAGAAAUUAUAUUGAGAACUUGGGUUAUAUCUAUGAUAUAUCACCAGCCAUGUCUGAACUUUACAUUGGGUUAAUAGCAACCAUUUAUUUGUCUUUCUUACUCAUAUUGCUGAUAUUACAUGCAUGUUCAUCUUUAGUAAUUCUAAAAUCUAAAGAGAUACUAGAAUCAAAAUAUCAAGCAGGUCAUGAAACAGCAAAAAGGGAUCAACUGCUCCAACAACCAAGGGGAUUAACUGUCGAGAAGCUAAAGCAGCGUGUAACCCUCUACUGGAUCAUGGCAGGAAAUAGGAACCCCCAAUUCCUCACGGCUUGCUUUGCUACAAUCUGUGCUUCUGGUGUAGUAUGUGGUAUUAGCUGUGCCAUACAUUGUCAUGUUAUGGGUUUGAUACUUCAAAUUCCAUAUCUAAAAGACUACAGAUCGGAUUAUAAGUGGUCUAUGUUAGUGAUAUGCAUAAUACAGUUUAUUGGAGUCAUAAUAGGUACAGUUGCCCCGGGUUAUAGAUAUGGUGCAGCCUUAAGACUUAAGUUGUCCACAAACGGGAUAUGGAGCCAUAUAAUGGUCUUUAAAGUAGAGAAAUACUGGACUCAGAAGUUAUAUGACUGGAAACAAAGUAGUAUAUUGACCCCGUUCCCAUCCAGUGGCCGCAGAUACAAGAUUGCCACUCUGAAUGUGAAAAUCUUCAUUUACGAUUUUUGCAUAGGAUUUCAGAAGGCAAUAGUGGUAACAUGCAAGAUGAUAUCGCUGAUUCCGGUGUUCUAUCUGAGGUGUGUAUUGUAUUGCUUGAGUGGUUGGAAUUGGUUGACGGACAAGUUUAGUUCUUCAUGUAUUGUGUUGGUAAAAAAUCCUGAGCCACCAGUACAAAGUAAAAAGCAUAGUCCAUAUGUUUUGCAGCUUGAAGACGAUAUGGAGUUUGUUGACAUAUCAGUGAAAUCGAUAUCGGAAUCUGUCAACUCCUUGAUCCAAAAGUCUGAAAAGCAAAAACCUUACAAUCUAAUGAAGCUUCUUGUGGAAUCUAGAGGUUUUGACGGAGUUGAAAAGUUUGACAGCCAGCAAGUUCCACCUUUACUUUCAAAACAAAUUUUAAAUUGUUGGAGCUUACCAGUGGUAACCAUGACAACUAUUGCCAUUUCUCUUUCUAACAUCCAAAAGGACAAAGUUGAUAAGUUGCUGAGCGGUGUCAGUGAAGGUCUUGUAUAUGUUUCACUUGUGCAAGAAUGCCUCAACUCUACCGAUGACCACACAAUAAUUCAAAAGGCAGCUAAGUUGCUAUGGGUGGAGGUUGAAUUGUACCAGAAAUGGUUAGGAUACAAGUUGGAUAAACUUGCUCCUGAAGCGAAUACAACAGUUGAUAUUCUUAAAUGGUUCAGUGAUACAUCUAAAAACAUGGUCAAUGAAGUGAAUGGUACAAAUAUUGGAGAUUUGAAUGACAACUUAAGAUGCAGGUCUAUUUCUGCCAAUUCAAUGUAUCGUAUCACUGAAACAAUCCGUAUUUCCUACCAAGACGGCAUCAAUGAAGUUAGCCAGGAGGAACUAUUUGCACUGUUAUCUGUGAUGAUAUCUGAAAUAUUGGCUGCGUGUCUCACCAACAUACCUCAAGUCAUAGCCAGGAAAUGCCAUGCAAGUGCGAUUGAGAAAAGAGAGGCUAGUGUACAUGCUGCAGCUCAACUUCUUGGUGAGACUUCAGAUGUAAUCAACAGCCUUCAAGAACGCGAGUUUCCAAGCUUGAACUCAGAUGAGAUCGCUUUUAUUGACCACUGGCGUGAUUAUUUCAUGAAUCAUUUUCCUUAG
This is a messenger RNA of Erigeron canadensis, 2325 nucleotides long. RefSeq lists its product as uncharacterized. The coding region runs from base 1 to 2325 and encodes 774 amino acids. The record is from RefSeq and is a predicted model, not a curated record. NCBI's taxonomy places the organism in Eukaryota, Viridiplantae, Streptophyta, Magnoliopsida, Asterales, Asteraceae. The transcript has a single exon.